AUGAAGGCUUUACUUGGUUCACAAGAUGCAUGGGAGAUUGUUGAUAGAGGUUAUGAAGAACCAGCAGAGGAUGUGGUUUUGAAUCAAGCUCAACGAGAGACUUUGCAAAAUACCAGAAAGAAAGACCAAAAGGCUCUCACCAUUAUUCAUCAAGCCAUUGAUGAUACAAAUUUUGAGAAGAUUUCUGGAGCAAAGCAUGAUUACACUUCAAGGUUGCUAGCCGUGGUAAAUGAAAUGAAGUGGUAUGGUGAGACGAUAAAUGAUGAGCAAGUAUUUGAAAAGAUACUUCGCUCAUUGGAUGAAAAUUUUAAUUUCAUCAUUGUAGCAAUUGAAGAAUCAAAGGAUUUGAGUACAGUGUCCGUUGAUCAACUUAUGGGUACUUUGCAAGCCCAUGAACAGAAGCUUUUCAAGAAGACCAAACAGACAACCAAACAACUAUUUCAAUCAAAGUUGCAGAUGAAAGAUAAAGAAAAUAGCCAAGAAAGAGGUUAUCGAGGUCAUGGUCGUGGUAUAAGUCGUGGACGUGGUGACUUCAGAGGUCGUAGUCGAGGAAACUUUGGUCAAAGAAAGUUUGAUGGGAGUAAUUUCAACUCCAAUUUGUCAAGAGGUCGUGACAGACAAAAUUGUUCGAGGUCGUAUGGAGGAAAGUCAAAUGAUGACAAGAGAGAUGAAGAAACAUGUGAGAACAGUUCGUGGUAUCUUGAUAGUGGUGCAAGCAACCACAUGUGCAGAAGUAAAUCCAUGUUUGUGGAAUUGGAUGAAUCGGUUGGUGGCAAUAUCAUAUUCGGUGAUGCUACAAAAAUUCCUGGAAAGGGAAAAGGUAAGAUUUUGAUCAAUUUGAAGAAUGGGAAGCAUGAGUUUAUCUCUAAUGUCUAUUAUGUGCCAAAUAUGAACAAUAUUUUGAGUUUGGGACAACUCUUAGAGAAAGGCUACAAUAUUUAUUUGAAAGAUUAUAGUCUUUCAAUAUGA
This is a messenger RNA of Momordica charantia (bitter melon), 969 nucleotides long. RefSeq lists its product as uncharacterized. NCBI's taxonomy places the organism in Eukaryota, Viridiplantae, Streptophyta, Magnoliopsida, Cucurbitales, Cucurbitaceae. The record is from RefSeq and is a predicted model, not a curated record.